Molecule: messenger RNA, 693 nt
Organism: Coccinella septempunctata (seven-spotted ladybird)
Lineage: Eukaryota; Metazoa; Arthropoda; Insecta; Coleoptera; Coccinellidae
Exons: 3
Coding region: 1-693 (230 amino acids)
Source: RefSeq, a predicted model, not a curated record
AUGCCUUCCAGCUCUACCGAGAAACCAACUUCAUCUAAAAUUAGAAGGGGAAGAAAGAGGGCUUAUGUGGGAGAAAUACAUACCAGUGAUUUUUCUUCACCUGAGAAAAGGAAAAGGAAUAUGAAUAUUAUAAGGAAGAGAGUACAGAUCCAAAAUAAAAAGAUUCGCAUAUUACAGCAGUCUGUUCGAAGGAUGAAGCAUAAUAUAACCUCCAUGAAAACAUUGCUAGACUAUUUGAGAGAAAAAUCGCUUAUAUCAGAAUCUGCCGAAGUAACUAUAUCUGCAUCUGUCAAUCCUGGAGCUGCAAGUGAUUUAUUCCAAAGAAAGUUGAAAGGAAAGCGUAGCCAAAAAUAUAAUCCAACAUUGAGAGCCUUUGCAUUAACUUUGGCCUUCUAUUCACCAAAAGGGUACAAUUUUGUUAGAAAAACCUUCAACAACAGCCUACCUCAUUUAGAAACUAUCUCAAAGUGGUACAGAUCUGUGGAUGGCAGUCCAGGAUUCACAAAUGAAGCAUUAACUGCCUUGUCUCUAAGACAAAAAGAAGUUUCCUAUCCGUUAUUAUGCAAUCUUGUUAUGGAUGAAAUGUCUAUCAGACGUCAAGUUGAAUGGACAGGUUCUAAAUUCACGGGAUAUGUGGAUGUUGGUACCAACUUAGAUUCUGACAUUCUACCUGAAGCUCGAGAAGCAUGCUAG